Molecule: messenger RNA, 393 nt
Organism: Impatiens glandulifera
Lineage: Eukaryota; Viridiplantae; Streptophyta; Magnoliopsida; Ericales; Balsaminaceae
Exons: 2
Coding region: 1-393 (130 amino acids)
Source: RefSeq, a predicted model, not a curated record
AUGUUGAAGGAGUUUGAGAUGAGUAAUCUUGGACUACUCUCAUACUACCUUGGUGUCGAGGUAGACCAAAAGAAAGAUAACAUCGAGUUGAAGUAUGAAACUUAUGCGAAGAAGGUGUUGAAACAGUUCUUAAUGGAGGAUUGCAACCCGAGCAAAAAUCCAAUGAAAGCAAAGUUACGACUCAGAAAGGAUGUGGAAGGAAGCUUAGUAGAUCUGAAGGAGUAUAAGUGUAUUAUCGGGUGUUUCAGUUACUACAACGUCGUGUCAAGGACUUUGGCUGAGAAACUUUUUGAGUUAGGUGCUAGGAUGCGAGCCGAGACCGGUAACCCUCUAUGUCGACAACUAGUUCGCAAUAGCAUUAAUGAAGAACCUGAUGUUUCAUGGACGCAGUAA